Molecule: messenger RNA, 1013 nt
Organism: Drosophila albomicans
Lineage: Eukaryota; Metazoa; Arthropoda; Insecta; Diptera; Drosophilidae
Product: cathepsin L-like
Exons: 1
Coding region: 16-1002 (328 amino acids)
Biological process (GO): immune response
Cellular component (GO): lysosome
Molecular function (GO): cysteine-type endopeptidase activity
Source: RefSeq, a predicted model, not a curated record
ACACGGAAAAACAAAAUGAGAGCUCCAAUUAAGAUUGUGAUCCUUUUUGCAAUAGUUUCCUGCACUGUGGCAAGAACAUUAAUCAACGAGGAUUUGUCCUGGGAUGCCUACAAAGUGAAAUUCGACAAGGUCUACGAGGAAGAAUCCGAAGAUCAGUUGCAUAGGAAGAUCUUUAAGGACAAUAAGAAAAACAUUUAUGACCACAACGGGCGUUGGCUGUCUGGUGAUGAAACUUACGAGAUGGGAAUCAACCAAUUCAGCGACAUGUUGGACGAGGAGUACAAUGAAGCUGUAGGCGCAGAAAACGACACUUACAAUGACUCUGGAGACGUUGAAUAUGAAUCCUCCGACACUUUAUAUAAUAUCUUGAAUCCAUCAAUACCGCCAUACGUCAACUGGACAGAAAAAGGCGUCGUCUCUCCGGUUGAGAACCAAGGACACUUCAACAACUCCUGGGCCUUUGCUGCAGCUGGAGUCGUUGAAAGUCGCCAGGCUAUUAGAAAAAGGAAAAUGGUGGCCCUCUCCAAGCAAAAUCUAAUUGAUUGCUGUUCUGCCACGAAGAAUCGCAUGUCACGCGCUCUUGUUUGGAUAAGGAGAAUGGGAGGCAUCGCCACUGAGGCAUCGUAUCCGUAUCGUGGCAUAAAUGGAAACUGUGUUUAUAACGCGACCAACAUUGGUGCUAAGAUUAAAAUAAUCAUACAAGUGCUGCCUGGCGAUGAGAUUGUGUUGGCCAUGAAUGUUGCCGAAGGUCCAGUUGCUGCUGUCAUCUCGAAGGAAGCCAUCAAGAACUACAAAGGUGGCGUAUUCAAUAGUUCCAAGUGUGGCGCCAGUCCAGAUUUUUCAGUUCUCAUUGUGGGAUAUGGUUCUUCUAAGAAAUUGGGAGACUUUUGGAUUAUUAAGACUUCACUGGGUUCCAAAUGGGGAGAAAAGGGUUACAUGAGACUUGCUCGUAACAAGAACAAUCUUUGUGGCAUCACAAACAGGGCAUUCUUUGCUUACUAACUAAGCAACUG